This is a messenger RNA of Vairimorpha ceranae, 1380 nucleotides long. Its product is annotated as trehalose-phosphate synthase 1. The transcript has a single exon. Lineage: Eukaryota; Fungi; Microsporidia; Nosematidae. The record is from RefSeq and is a predicted model, not a curated record. Gene Ontology annotation, cellular component: cytosol; alpha,alpha-trehalose-phosphate synthase complex (UDP-forming). Gene Ontology annotation, molecular function: catalytic activity. Gene Ontology annotation, biological process: trehalose biosynthetic process; cellular response to heat. Bases 1 to 1380 code for a protein of 459 amino acids.
AUGAAACUUAUAGUUGUGAGCAAUAGACUACCUAUAACUUUAAAACGUACAGAUAACGGUUUUGAUUAUAUACAUAGUGCUGGUGGAUUAGUAACUGGCUUGCAAUCAAUAAAUAGUAGGAUUAAAUUUAAAUGGUUCGGUAAUUUGAGCAGUAAAGGACUAAGUGACAAAGAUAAAGAUACUAUUUACAAUGAUUGCAGAACAAAAUAUAACUUUUAUCCCAUUUUUAUUGAUCCAGAACUAAAUGAAAAAACGUAUAACAAAUUUUGCAACGGAAUUUUAUGGCCGAUGUUACACUAUUUUUGCGACGACAUGGUGGUAGUCGAUAAAUACUACGAAGCGUAUAAAACUUAUAAUAAAAUAUUUUGUCAAGCAAUACUUAAAGAAGCAGAAGAUGAUGAUAUUAUUUGGGUUCACGACUACCAUUUAAUGUUACUACCUGAAAUAAUUAGAGAAUAUAAAAAAAAUAUUAAGAUAAUGUUUUUUCUUCACACAACAUUUCCAAGUAGUAUUAGUUUUAAUAAAUUGGGCUGUAGAAAAGAAUUAUUAGAAGGUAUGUUGGCUGCAAAUUUAAUUUCAUUUCACAGUCAUGAAUAUGUAGCGAAUUUUAUUGAAUGUUGUAAAGCCAAUGGUCUUUCUUGUAAUAGUAAAGUAGAUGCUAUACCAAUAGGUAUUGAUCCUAAUAUAUUUACCAAGUGUCUUAAAGAAGAUAAAACAAAAGAACGUAUAGAAUAUUUUAAAGAUAAAUUUAAAAAUAAGACUAUUAUACUGGGAGUAGAUAGAUCUGAUUAUAUUAAAGGAAUUCCUAACCGUGUAGCAGGAUUUAAAAGAUUUCUAGAGAAAUAUCCCGACUACAAAAAUAAUACUGUAUUUUUACAGAUUAGUGUUCCCAGUAGAAUGGGGGUUGUUGAAUAUAAAGGAUAUGUAAACUGUAUAAAUAAUCUUGUAUCUGGUACAAAUAGUACAAUAGGAGAUGUAGACAGUACAAAUAUCUAUUUAUUAAAUAAUUCUGUUGAUUUUAAUACACUUUGCGCAUUAUAUUAUAUCUCUGAUGCACUGUUAAUUACAAGUUUAAGGGAUGGUAUGAAUUUAGUAGCUUUAGAAUAUAUAAGCUGUUCUUAUGAUACACAAGGAAUAUUAGUACUGAGUGAAUUUACAGGUGUAUCUUCUACCUUGCCUGGAUGUGUGAGUGUCAAUCCUUGGAAUACAGAAAGCAUAUGUGAAGGGUUAAAGGAAGCCUUAGAGAUGCCAAAAAAGGAAAGAAAAAGAAGAUAUAAAAUAAAUAAAGAUAAUGUAUACAAAUUUACUAGUUUUAAAUGGGCAGAAGAUAAUUUAGAUAUGUUAGAUGAAAACUGGGAAUCUGCGAUAAAGAAAAAAUAA